This is a messenger RNA of Xyrauchen texanus (razorback sucker), 564 nucleotides long. RefSeq names its product apolipoprotein D-like. Gene Ontology annotation, molecular function: lipid binding. NCBI's taxonomy places the organism in Eukaryota, Metazoa, Chordata, Actinopteri, Cypriniformes, Catostomidae. The transcript has 4 exons. The record is from RefSeq and is a predicted model, not a curated record. Bases 1 to 564 code for a protein of 187 amino acids. Gene Ontology annotation, biological process: tissue regeneration; brain development; lipid transport.
AUGCAGUCUCUACAUGUUCUGUCUCUGACUCUGCUGUCUGUGCUGGCAGUCAAUGCGCUGUCCUUCCGGGCAGGAGGAUGUCUUAAGCCUGCUGUUCAGGCCAACUUUGAUCCUACUAGGUAUGUGGGCAGAUGGUAUGAGAUCCAGAAGCUUCCUGCACCCUACCAGUUAGGAGAGUGCACUCAGGCUACUUACACACUGAGCGACGGCAUUGUCCUGGUCCUCAAUGAGGAACUUCUGGCUGAUGGUACAAUCAACUCUAUUGAGGGCACAGCCCAGAUCGUAGAUGCAUCUGAGCCUGCCAAGCUGGAGGUUCUCUUUCCAGGAUCUCCUCCUGCCCCUUACUGGGUGCUUGCAACCGAUUACGACAACUAUAGCUUGGUUUAUGGUUGUGCCGAUUUCGGUGUCUUCCAUUUGGACUUUGCCUGGAUCCUGAGCAGGUCCCGCACACUUCCCAAAGAGACCAUUUCUGAACUUCAAGGCAUCCUCAAGUCCAGCGGUGUCAACGUUGAAAAGCUCACCGUGACUGACCAGAGACCAGAGCUAUGCAGCGGCAUGCCUUGA